Molecule: messenger RNA, 978 nt
Organism: Aspergillus oryzae RIB40
Lineage: Eukaryota; Fungi; Ascomycota; Eurotiomycetes; Eurotiales; Aspergillaceae
Exons: 2
Coding region: 1-978 (325 amino acids)
Molecular function (GO): oxidoreductase activity, acting on the CH-OH group of donors, NAD or NADP as acceptor
Source: RefSeq, a predicted model, not a curated record
AUGGCCCUAACCCUCAUCACCGGCGCGACAGGCUUUAUCGGCUCCCAGGUCGCCCUGCGCGUUCUGCAAGCGGGCUACCGCGCUCGUCUCGCCAUCCGUCGCGAGGAACAGGCUGACAAGCUGCGUCGUAUCUUUGCCGACUAUGAGAAGCAAUUGGAGUUUGUGGUUGUACCGGAUAUCACCGUCUCUGGAUGCUUUGAUGAGGCAUUGCAGGGUGUGGAAUAUGUUUUGCAUCUGGCGUCUCCAUUGCCCAAGCCUGGUAGUGGUGAUCUGGUUACUCCUGCUAGGCGAGGAACGGUGGUUAUCUUGGAGUCUGCGGCGAAGGUACCGAGUAUUAAGAAGGUGGUUGUUACAGGAUCUGUACUAUCGCUAGUUUCAUUGGGAGAGCUUAAGGAUGGACUGGUCGUUAGAGAGGACAACGAAAUAAACUACACCCUCCCCCCAGAUUCGACAAUUCCAACCCUCCCCCCAAUGGCCCAAAACCACGCCAGCAAACUCGCGGCCCACAAAGCCACCCUCGACUUCCACUCCACCAACUCCCCGGCCUUCGACAUAAUAACCCUCCACCCCGUCUUCGUCUACGGCCGUAGUCUCGUCCAGGAAACCGCCGAUCAACUCAGCGGAUCCUGCGGCGGGCUCUUCCAAUCUCUCUUCUCCGAGACGCCGAGCUUCCCGCAGUUCAAUGGCGUGCAUGUUGAUGAUGUUGCGGAUGCGCAUGUAAAGGUUCUGGAUGAUGGUGUGAAGGGGUUUAGGUCGUAUUUGUUGGCGGCGGAGACGAGGUCUUGGGGGGAUGUUAGGCGGUUUUUGGAGGGGAGGUAUCCGGGGGUUGGGUUUGGAUUGAAGGGUGGUGAUGAUGGGGUUGGGUAUAGGGUUGAUGCGGGGAGGGCGGAGAGGGAGUUGGGGAUUGUGUUUAGGGGGUUGGAGCGUAUGGUUGGGGAUGUUGUUGAUCAGCAGUUUGAGUUGAGGGGUGGGAUUUAG